Meloidogyne enterolobii is the source of this 222-nucleotide messenger RNA. NCBI's taxonomy places the organism in Eukaryota, Metazoa, Nematoda, Chromadorea, Rhabditida, Meloidogynidae. The record is from the annotation of a GenBank genome assembly.
AUGCUCGAGGGGAGAGGACCUUUAAUAAAAAUUUUAAGUAAUUUUUUAAUUUCUUCGGUUACCUUUGCAUUGAAUGCACGUGGGGCGAGUAUGUCUGUAGCAAAAGCUUGUGGUGUUAAUAAUUCCAUAGUAAACGCGUUUGGUGAUAAUAUAUUUGCAAUGGCUGCGCGUGGGGAUAAUACACUGGGGACAAAUGCUGAAGGGCUCAGAACGGAGAGCUAA